GAUUGCAUCGAAUACAGUUCUCCCAGUUUAUCUAGCAUGUAUACCAGAUCAUCAUUGUUUGUUUUUCUCCUGGGUCUAACCAUCGGAGUGAUAUGGAUCCAAGCGGGGACCCAACAGCCCAUCACAGAGACCUGCCUGGUGUGUAUGUGUCAGGCCCUGAGUGGCUGCAAUGACACGGCUGUGUGCGUGAAUGGGGCUUGUGGCAUCUUCAGGAUCACCUGGGAUCAGUGGGUGGACUCCGGGCGAUUUACCAUAGAAGGGGACUCUCCUUUAACGGAAAGCUCCUUCACCAACUGCGCCAACGAUCCUAUUUGCGCUGCCAAUACCUUGCAGAGCUACAUGGUCAAAUACGGUCAGGAUUGUAACGAUGACGAAACGGAGGACUGCUACGAUUAUGGAGCCAUCCAUUACAUGGGUCCCUUUAACUGCAAGGCAGAUAUGCCCUACUCCUAUGAAAGCGUCUUCAGACGCUGCCUGAGAGAUGCUCUGCGGGCUGAGAAGCGCCAGAAAGCCAACUGAAAUUCCGGGAAUGCAUUCCACUUAGUAUAGUAACUUAAUAAAUUAGUAAAUUAUGAGGAAGACUCUGCUUAAUGUAUGUGCGAAUAUUGCAUUGCUAAUGUAGGCGUUAAAGUUUAUUAAUAAACCGGUGGCUACGGCCAACUCAGA
Drosophila kikkawai is the source of this 666-nucleotide messenger RNA. Its product is annotated as lysozyme. The record is from RefSeq and is a predicted model, not a curated record. NCBI's taxonomy places the organism in Eukaryota, Metazoa, Arthropoda, Insecta, Diptera, Drosophilidae. Gene Ontology annotation, molecular function: lysozyme activity.